Molecule: messenger RNA, 414 nt
Organism: Rotaria sp. Silwood1
Lineage: Eukaryota; Metazoa; Rotifera; Eurotatoria; Philodinida; Philodinidae
Source: the annotation of a GenBank genome assembly
AUGAACAUUUAUAAUAAUACUCCAUUAAUAUUACAAGGUAUGAUUGCAGGAAGACGAACACAACUACUUAUCGAUUCUGGAGCAUCGCUCACAUUAAUUAAUCUUCAAUUCUUUCGACGAUUGCCACGGUAUUAUCGUCAAAGAGCAUAUCCCCCUCCAUCCAAUUUAUGUCUUCAAUUGGCGGAUAGAUCACAACUCGAUGUUAAAUAUGCAUUAUCACUCCCAAUAACCAUCUCCAACUCAACUCGUGUACAUAAAGUCUACGUGGUCCCAAAAUUAUGGCGUUCGUGUAUUAUUGGUAAUGAUUUAAUACGUGAACACAAUCUUCAAAUAGAUGGUGGACAACAAUAUGCAUACUUCAAAGCGAAGAAAAAAAAAUACGCAGCUGCAACAGGAAAGAAAAGAAACAAUUAA